Messenger RNA from Haemorhous mexicanus (house finch), 1248 nucleotides. It is a transcript of the gene SS18L1, whose product is annotated as SS18L1 subunit of BAF chromatin remodeling complex. NCBI's taxonomy places the organism in Eukaryota, Metazoa, Chordata, Aves, Passeriformes, Fringillidae. Gene Ontology annotation, biological process: positive regulation of dendrite morphogenesis; positive regulation of transcription by RNA polymerase II. Gene Ontology annotation, molecular function: transcription coactivator activity. Gene Ontology annotation, cellular component: nucleus. The coding region runs from base 1 to 1248 and encodes 415 amino acids. The transcript has 11 exons. The record is from RefSeq and is a predicted model, not a curated record.
AUGUCGGUUGCCUUUGCUUCUGCUCGCCCAAGAGGCAAAGGGGAGGUCACCCAGCAAACUAUCCAGAAGAAGGUGACGGUCAGGAGCGAGGAGGCUGGAAAUGUCAAUAAAGAAUGUGAUGUUUUUACUGUCACUGCUGUUUGUCAGGAGCAUUUUGCUGUCAUUUUGGCCGAUCCCCAUGGCUCAGGUGUGGUGGCAGCCAGAUACCAACAAAUCUUGCACAGAAACCUGGUUUACUUGGCAACAAUAGCAGACUCUAACCAGAAUAUGCAGUCCUUGCUUCCUGCUCCACCAACGCAAAAUAUAAACUUGGGCCCCGGAGGGAUGAGUCAGAGUGCCUCCAACCAAUCCCUCCACUCGCAGAGCAAUCUCAGCGAUGCCAUCGGGACCGGCCUUCCUCCUUCCUCCCUCAUGCAGAGUCAGAUUAGCAAUGGUCCUAACCACGUGUCUAUGCAGCAGUCAGGCCAGAACACCAUGCCCACGACCUCUCUGAGCAUGACUGUCAGCAGCCAUGGGACUGGCCCUGGCUACAGCCACACAGUGCCUGCGUCUCAGAACGUGCCAAUGCAAGGCCAGGGCUCCAUAGGCAAUUACGUCUCUCGAACAAACAUCAACAUGCAGUCCAACCCAGUCUCCAUGAUGCACCAGCAAGCAGCAACAUCACAUUACAACUCAGCACAAGGAGGGAGCCAGCACUACCAGGGACAAUCCUCCAUUGCCAUGAUGAGCCAGAGCAACCAAGGCAACAGCAUGAUGGGGCAGCGACCCAUGGGCCCUUACAGAGCUUCACAGCAAGGUUCCUCGCAGCAGUACAUGGGUCAGGAAGAAUAUUACAGUGAGCAGUACAGUCAUGGCCAAGGCUCAUCAGAACCCAUGAAUCAGCAAUACUAUCCAGAUGGACAUGGUGAUUAUGCCUAUCAGCAGUCAUCCUAUACUGAACAGAGCUACGACCGGUCGUUUGAUGACUCUACACAACACUACUAUGAAGGAGGAAAUUCUCAGUACAGCCAGCAGCAGGCAGGAUACCAACAGGGAGCUGCACAACAGCAAACAUAUUCCCAGCAGCAAUACCCAAAUCAACAGAGUUACCCAGGACAACAGCAAGGAUAUGGUCCUGCACAAGGAGCCUCUUCACAGUAUUCCAGCUACCAACAGGGACAGGGGCAGCAAUAUGGAAGUUACAGAGCUUCCCAAACAGGCCCAUCCGCUCAGCAACAGAGGCCUUAUGGCUAUGAGCAGAAUGCUUGA